Molecule: messenger RNA, 2335 nt
Organism: Chinchilla lanigera (long-tailed chinchilla)
Lineage: Eukaryota; Metazoa; Chordata; Mammalia; Rodentia; Chinchillidae
Gene: Dlx6
Product: distal-less homeobox 6
Exons: 3
Coding region: 480-1328 (282 amino acids)
Biological process (GO): cell differentiation; regulation of transcription by RNA polymerase II; embryo development
Molecular function (GO): RNA polymerase II cis-regulatory region sequence-specific DNA binding; DNA-binding transcription factor activity, RNA polymerase II-specific
Source: RefSeq, a predicted model, not a curated record
AGCCGUGCGCCUGUGACGUCAGGGGGCGGCUGACCAAUGGGGAGGCGCUGCCCUUUGGAGACAAACCAUUCGACUCGUGGCGUCUGCAUCAAGUCUGAAAGCAGACGCGCAACUUUCGCAGAAUCCACCUUAAAAUCUCUGCCUUAAACUGCACCAGCCCCCAAAAAAUCCAAGGGGGGAAAGCAAGGGGGGGGAGAGUAGAUUCCCCCUCCCCCUCUCCCUCCCCCUUCCUCCUCCCUUUGGGUUAACAAGGCCCCGCUCACUAUAUCUCUCUUUAUAUUAAAUAUACCUAUAUAUAUAUAUAUUAGAGAAGAGCGAGGGAGAGGGAGAACCACCUCCACCCCCCUCUUUUUUAAUUUUUUUUUUUUUUGCAAGGAUCCCAAGAGCUAAGGUGGCUGCAGAGGGGAGAGCCGCGCGAGCCAAGUGGGGGAGGGUGGAGGCAACCCGGGAGAAGGCUCUCUCCAGCCCCCAAAGUUUUGAUGAUGACCAUGACUACGAUGGCUGACGGCUUGGAAGGCCAGGACUCGUCCAAAUCCGCUUUCAUGGAGUUCGGGCAGCAGCAGCAGCCGCCGCAGCAGCAGCCCGCGCCGCCGCCGCCGCCGCACUCGCAGCAGCCCGCGCCGCCGCCCGCGCAGCAGAGCUCCCCGGCCAUGGCGGGCGCGCACUACCCGCUGCACUGCCUGCACUCGGCGGCCGCCGGCUCGCACCACCACCACCACCACCACCAGCACCACGGCUCGCCCUACGCGGCGGGCGCGGGCAACUCCUACAACCACCGCUCGCUCGCCGCCUACCCCUACAUGAGCCACUCGCAGCACAGCCCUUACCUCCAGUCCUACCACAACAGCAGCGCGGCCGCCCAGACGCGCGGGGACGACACAGAUCAACAAAAAACUACAGUGAUUGAAAACGGGGAAAUCAGGUUCAAUGGGAAAGGGAAAAAGAUUCGGAAGCCUCGGACCAUUUAUUCCAGCCUCCAGCUCCAGGCUCUAAACCACCGUUUUCAGCAGACUCAGUACCUGGCCCUUCCCGAGAGAGCCGAACUGGCAGCUUCCUUAGGACUGACACAAACACAGGUGAAGAUAUGGUUUCAGAACAAGCGCUCUAAGUUUAAGAAGCUGCUGAAGCAGGGCAGUAACCCGCAUGAGAGCGACCCCCUGCCAGGCUCCGCAGCCCUGUCACCACGCUCGCCAGCGCUGCCUCCAGUGUGGGACGUUUCUGCCUCUGCCAAGGGCGUCAGCAUGCCCCCUAACAGCUACAUGCCCGGCUAUUCGCACUGGUACUCCUCACCACACCAAGACACGAUGCAGAGACCCCAGAUGAUGUGAGUUGUCAGAGGGGACACAAGGGGAAUGCCUAAACAAGACAAGGAAGACCCUGGACCUGCUUGUGUCUGCCGAACCAAGCCGAAGGAGCAGGCUCAGGAGAACUUGUAUGUGUGGCCGGAAGCUGGCUGGGCUUUUCUCUCUGUCUCUCUGUAUCUCUCUCUCUCCCUUCACCCCCUCUUCUCUUUUUCUCCCUUCUACCCCUCCUUUUCUCACUUCUCAUUCAUUCUUUCUUUUUCCCGCUUUACUUUCUAUCCUUUCCUCAACUGCCUUCUUCCUUGAGCAACCUUAGUAAUUUAUCUUGCAUUUCAGAGAGAGAGAAAGAGGAGAGAGACUAGUUUCUAUGCCAGCGCUCCGAAAACCCCUCACUGUAAGGAUAUUUUCCCUUACCCCUUGGGAUUCAGGCUCUGAGCCGCCUCUUCUCUUUGGGAGUAUCCACCAAAAUGACUUUUUUUAAACAGACAUUUCUCCCCACCAGAAGAAUCUGCACAAACAUGGCAGCAUUUUUACAUGUUUAAUGAGCUUAAGACAUUUCAUGAUGAAAGAGAAGCAUUUUUGGACUCCUUCAUUUUUAUUUACUAAUCCCAGACUGACACAAGAGAAAAAGAAAAAGAAAAUAAACCCUCACAUAACAACCCUUCUCUAAAGAAAAAGGAAGAAUCGGCUGUAAAAUUAGAAUAUUGCCACAAGAGGAAUGCUGCAUGUUUAUCAAAAUGCAAUGACCAGAAAUGAUGAUUCAUUUAAAAUGCAAACGACAACAAGCAAAAGGCUCCUUCCCUACCCCACCCCCAAACCUUGAACUGCAAUCAGGAAAGACAGAGGAAACAACCAAAAUCACCAUUGUGUUGCUUUGACACCUUUACUAGGUGAAUUGGUGGCAUUCACUAAGCUAAUAGGGACGUUUAUAUCAAGAAACAUUUCUGUAUAUAUUGUUGAAUUUUAGUUGUAUAUAUACUUUGUAUGUUUUUGUCUUCUUUCAUAUAUGGAGUAAAAGCCACAAAAUGCUGGGA